Messenger RNA from Aspergillus udagawae, 1098 nucleotides. RefSeq lists its product as uncharacterized. NCBI's taxonomy places the organism in Eukaryota, Fungi, Ascomycota, Eurotiomycetes, Eurotiales, Aspergillaceae. The coding region runs from base 1 to 1098 and encodes 365 amino acids. The record is from RefSeq and is a predicted model, not a curated record. The transcript has 2 exons.
AUGUACUUGAAAACCGCUAUUGCAUGCCUGACCGGUCUAAGUACCGUGGUCAAUGCUGAUGUUAAUGGAAAAUUCAAGACUGGGAGAUGCCCAGUUGGUUAUGCCCAGAUUACGUACCUUGUUACUGUGACAGAAAGCUCAACCUCGACUGUCAGUCCCUUUACGGCUGGACUGUCUACAGCCAUCAGUCAGUCGACUAUUUCUACUUGGGAUGGUUCCUCGACAAUCUCUUCGUCUCCGUCCAUUUCUGAGGCAACGAAGACGGACUCUACUGGGGAGACCUCGGCCACUUCGCCAUCUACCCCUGCAGAGAAGUCACUGAGUACGCCCACUACUAUUUCCGAUGCCAUUGUCAAUCCAACGGUCUCUAUGGUUGAAGCGACUCCAACAUCAGCGUCGUCUAUUGAAAGUUCACAGACUUCUGUGGUUGACGUGUCUCAAAAAUCGGCAUCGUCUUCGCAAAGUUCAGAAACGCCUCUAGUCGGUGGCAUCGUCAGCGGACAGGCUACUUCCUAUGAUGGUGGCGACGUGGAUGGAACAUGUAUGUUUUCGACCGCCGACUACACCUUGCCAGCUGGGAUAUAUGGUGCGGCUCUUUCCGUGGACAAUUGGGACAGUGCAGCUUGGUGCGGUGCAUGCCUCUCUGUUGUUGGACCAAGGGGUAACUCCAUCAAAAUCAUGAUUGUCAACCAAUGCCCCGGAACUUGUGGUUUGAACAAUAUUGAUUUGCUCCCCAACGGCUUCCAACAAUUGGCAGAUCUCAAAGUCGGCCGAAUUGACGUGAAGUGGGACAUCGUGAAGUGCGACAUCAGCAGUCCGCUAUUCCUGAAAACAAAGACUGGGUCCUCGAAAUACUGGUUUAGUAUUCAAGUCGUCAACUCAAAUGUCCCCGUUAAAUCGCUAGAGGUUAGUACAGAUGGUGGACAGACGUGGCAGUCUACGAUCCGUAAAGACUACAACUUCUUCGAAAAUCCUAACGGCUUCGGGACGGAUUUUGUUGAUGUCCGCAUAACCAGUGUAAUGGGUGAGACGAUUAUGGUGAACAAUGUCAGCAGCGUGUCAGAGACCCGAACAGAUGCUACCUCGAACUUUAAUUGA